Molecule: messenger RNA, 547 nt
Organism: Drosophila navojoa
Lineage: Eukaryota; Metazoa; Arthropoda; Insecta; Diptera; Drosophilidae
Gene: Sec61gamma
Product: Sec61 gamma subunit
Biological process (GO): intracellular protein transport; protein targeting
Cellular component (GO): membrane
Molecular function (GO): transmembrane protein transporter activity
Source: RefSeq, a predicted model, not a curated record
UUUCAAAGCAGACAGAGGAGCUUCCCAAGUGUCGCACAUUUAGCACUAUCAUGGAUAAAGUUGUGAAAUUUGCUGAGCCUGGUCGUGCCUUUGCCAAGGACUCCAUUCGUUUGGUGAAACGCUGCACGAAACCCGAUCGCAAGGAGUUCCAAAAGAUCGCCAUUGCCACAGCUAUUGGCUUCUGCAUCAUGGGUUUCAUUGGAUUCUUUGUCAAGCUGAUACACAUUCCCAUCAAUAACAUUAUCGUUGGCUCGUAAGUGUUUGCGUCUGGAGAGUGAGAGGCGAGGGGCAAUAGGAGAAGAGGAUGGAGAACCCGGCUAGUAGCCCCAGAAGGAGAUGAACAAUAAUAAUCAUCCAUUUUACGUAGCAUAUAUUCUUUCACUUUUAAACAUAUUUACUUUAAUUUUUUUUUUCUGUAUAGAAUUGCAUUCAACGAAUGUCCACAUAAUGUUACAAAAUUUUUCAUGUAUGUGAAAUUUAUUGCAAUAAUGUUAAAAAUUCCAUUCACAAACCAUGAACGUUAGUUAAUAAGCGUCAAUAAAAAAAU